AUGGAAACGAAACAGAGCAGAGAGAAUUCGAGGGAUGCGGCAAAAUUAGGGCACAAAAACGUGCCAAUUAAGAGACUCGCGAAUCAUUCCCGGCCUCAGCAGGCUCCCGAUCUCACGGAUUUUAUGAACGACAUGUUCUUCGGCGCCGUAAACGCGGACCGGAGAGCCUACAAUUUGACCGGUACUGCUACUGAAGAAGAAGAUUCGUUCGAUCGGAGCAGUAGAAGCAGCCAAUUGACGGAGGAGUGGCUGGACGAGGCACGCCGGCUGGUGGCUUCGUCUCCUUCGCGGUGUAGUUCGCCGGCUCGGCUCGUCGGAUCGCCGAGGUUUGCGGCGGCCAACGGUAGAUCGCCGGCGGCGCUCAUUGAUCGGAGAGACCCGCUCUCAAGGUCCGCUAGAAGGCGCAGAGCCGUGGACAACUUCAGUGGGGAGAUCCUCUCCAAAGUCGUACGUCACAGCCGCAACAAAUCGGAAUCCUUUUCAACCUCCGCCGCCGCCGCCGAGGAGGAGGAGCACAUUAAUCCUGCUUUGGCUGUUCAAAAAUGGAUAUCCAACAUCCUCAAUCCCUCCAAUCCUCCUGUUGCCACUCCAAUCCCCAUCUCCGAUCCUCCGUCCACUCCUCGCAAGUCUCGCUUCCACACCAAUCUUCCCUCUUCUCGCCUCGCAAUUCCUCCGUCGGAUGCCCUACUUUCUCCGCCCAAGGCUCUGACUGAAUCGCCGCCGAGAAGAACGCUCUCAUCGCCGGCUUGUUCGCUUCAGGCGAUUAGACCCAAAUCCAGUCUAAAUGGGUUCGCGAGGGCAGAUUCUGGAGACCUGGAAUUUGGUCUUAAUGGGUUCCUCGAAGAACAGCGGCGUAAGAUUCAAAACAUCUCCAAUGGGGAGCUGAAUGUCGAAGUAAAAAUCAUUCUCUCGGGUCCUUCAAACAGCACUAGUUCAAUGGUGGCAGCAGUGUGCUAUGCUUGGCUACUAGAGAACAAAAUGAGGCAGAGUGAAGCUGAAAGCUGUCAAGAGUGUCUUGUGGUGCCUGUGAUUAAUAUGCAAAGGGGAAAGAUGUGGAACCAACGACAGGUUGCUUGGCUUUUUUACCACCUUGGACUUGAUGCUUCCUCAAUUCUUUUCACUGAUGAGGUGGACUUGGAAAGUCUGCUGAUGGCUGGUCAAACUAGCAUCCUUGUGGUAGGGCAAGAUGUCCUUAAGAUGAGUGAUGGGGUUGGAUCUCAGUGCACAAUUCUCACAGAUAAUUAUUGUGAAGAUGCCUAUCAUUUACUUCAAACCCCUUUGUUGAAGAAUCUUUUGCUUGCAGGAAUCCUGUUGGACACGAAAAAUCUUGAUGCGUCUUCUCAAUCAUCCAUGACAAGAGAUGCAGAGGCAGUUCGGUUGCUAUUGGUUGGCUCAGCUCCGAAUUAUAGGAAUGGACUUUAUGAUCAGUUGAUGCGAGUUCAAAAGGAACGUCCAUUUUUGGAUGCCUUGCAGCAAAGUUAUGGGAAGCCUCCUAAUAAUGAGCAUAUCACGGAGAGGAAUCAAACAUCCAUCUCACCCCGUGACGACUCAAUUAACCAACGAAAGAAAUUCAAUGAUUUGGGAACCGCCAAAACCAGCAGGGCUUCACCACAAUCUGCUAAACCCGGUUCAUUACCUAUUCAAACACCAGCUAAAGAAGCACCCAACACAUCUCGUGGAAAGAACAAAAAUUUCUUGGCAAAAUGGUUCGGUUUUGGGUCGAAAUGAGAUAAGAUUGGCUCGGUUUGAUCGAAUUUUAGCUGAGUUCAGAGAUCCCAGUAUUUUAAUAUGGGUCAUACUGGUUCAUGUCCUUUCUUGAGUAAUUGAUCUGAGUUUUGUCCCACAUUUUCACAAGUAUAUGUUCUUUGUUUUGCAGUAUAUCAGGAAAUAUAGUGACAGUUGGUCUGAGCUUUUUGAAUGAUUCUUCUGAACAGAAUAUUCACGAACGUUGUCAUUUAUAUUAGUGUUUGUUGUCGCCAGAUGCUGGAAAUUCAGAUUCUUGUAAUUUGUAGUUGGUGCUAGAAAUAGUUGUUCUUUAAAAAAGAAUUAUUUACCGCAUAGUUUGAUGUCAGGCAAUCAAAUAGACUGUAUUUGUGAUUGAUUUGAAUU
Molecule: messenger RNA, 2109 nt
Organism: Momordica charantia (bitter melon)
Lineage: Eukaryota; Viridiplantae; Streptophyta; Magnoliopsida; Cucurbitales; Cucurbitaceae
Cellular component (GO): cytoplasm
Molecular function (GO): exopolyphosphatase activity
Source: RefSeq, a predicted model, not a curated record